GAUUUAUUUUGUUCACAAAUCUGACGGCAUGCCAAAAACAUUUUUCAAAUGAUUCUGAUAUUUUUGCUUCAAAGAGUUUGAGAUGAUUCUGAAAAGAGCAUUCUCUCUGUUUUCACCCCUGUUGACAUUCUGCAAAGUGUCAUUUUAAAGGUCCAUUCUCUGGCUCUUCCGGAGUGAAGGAGACUCUGUGUGUUGAGGCAGACUGAGCUUCAAGGCCAGUUUGAUUUAGUUUCAGCCUGAAUGGAUUCAAUGGAUUUUCUGUGGAACAGCAACAGACUCACCACAGGCAAGCAGACACCUACUGACCCACCGGCAGACACCAGGCGGAGGAUAGCCGGGGACCGGAUGCCUUUCUCGGAUGGAGAGCCGGCGGCGGUGCCCGUGUGAGAGAGGAGAGUCCGGAGCUCCUGCACCGGGAGACAACAACGCUGACCGGGUGUUCGUAGGUCCUUGAUCAGUGAAAUAAUCACCUCUUAGUUCCACUGAUCCAGGUAUCCCAUUGACUGUUGAGUGGGAGGAAGAAGAAGGGGGAGACCGCGCGCACCGGAGAGACCGGGACCAUGAUCCGGAGCUGCACAGGGGUGCACGGAGGUUAUAUCUGAAGGAUAGAGCCAAGAAGAAGAGAAGGAAGAAGAAAUAAUAAAGGGAACGCUUUCUGCUGGUUUCAGCUUGUGCAAUAUACACUCGCUAAUCUCAUUAAUCUAUUGAUCCAUUGAUUGGUGACUGUUCGUUUUGCGCACCGGGACCAUGAUCCGGAUUUGCUUGAGAGUUAUAUCGGAAGGUUAGAGAAGAAAAGAAGAAUAAAAACAACAAAAAGAAGACUGUGGUUCGUCUUCUAUCGCUGAAUCAAUAGCUCUAUUGAUCCCAGUAAUCGGUGACUGGUCUGUGUUGGGAGAAGGAAAAGCGGGGGAGGUUGGUUAAACAAGACGCGGGAGCGCAUCGGAGACAGCCGGGGACCAUGAUCAGGAUCUUCCCGGAUUUCAGCGUCCAGGUGACUGCUUCGGCAGGCGGUGGACCCGGGGCUGGGGGCGGAGGAGGAGGCGGCGGGGGCGGUGGGAUGAUGACCGGACCCCCGGUGGGUCGGGUGCCGGUCCCCGGAACAACGAACGGCACCCCGCAGAGUGUCCAGGGAAUCACCGCCUACCAGCAAAGUGGGAUUGUAGAGGACAGGAGGUAUUUUUGGGCUGAGGAUGACAGUGUUUUACCAGUCAGUGACCCCUACUGGGAGCGGCCGGCUAAUGCGGGCAGCUGCUCCGCCGCCCGGCCCAAGACCCUUCACCUGGCCGGCCAGCAGCAUACCUCCUCACCAUGGCUGCAGGCUCUGAGGAAGGAGAAGUCACGGGACGCAGCGCGAUCGCGGCGGGGAAAGGAGAACUUUGAGUUUUAUGAACUGGCCAAGAUGCUCCCGCUGCCGGGCGCCAUCACCAGCCAGCUGGACAAGGCCUCCAUCAUCCGACUCACCAUCAGCUACCUGAAGAUGAGGGACUUCGCCAACCAGGGAGACCCGCCGUGGAACCUGCGCAUGGAGGGCCCACCGCCCAACACCUCCGUCAAAGCUAUCGGUGCGCAGCGAAGGAGGAGUCCCAGCGUCGUCGCGUCGGAGAUCUUCGAACCUCACCUGGGCAGCCACAUUUUACAGUCUCUGGACGGGUUUGUAUUUGCACUAAACAAGGAGGGACGCUUCCUCUACAUCUCCGAGACGGUCUCCAUCUACCUGGGACUGUCACAGGUGGAGCUGACUGGCAGCAGUGCGUUUGACUACAUCCACCCUGGUGAUCACGUGGAGAUGGCAGAGCAGCUCGGCAUGAAGCUUCCUCCCGGCAGAGGCAUGUCUCUGUCCCAGGGAGCCGUCAACGAAGACGGGGCGUCCUCGGCUUCGUCGUCGUCUCACUCUGAGACGCCCGAACCAGUGGAGUCCAGCAGUCCCAGUCUUCUGGCUCCUGAUAACAGUCUGGAACGAUCCUUCUUCAUCCGGAUGAAGUCCACGCUCACAAAGAGAGGAGUGCACAUCAAGUCCUCAGGAUAUAAAGUGAUCCACGUCACGGGGCGUCUGCGCAUCAGGAUGGCUUUGACACACAGUCGCUCGGCACCCAAUCAGAUCAUGGGGAUGGUGGUGGUGGCUCACGCACUCCCGCCGCCCACAAUCAACGAGGUGCGCAUCGACUGUCAAAUGUUCGUCACGCGAGUCAACAUGGACCUCAAGAUCAUCUACUGCGAGAACAGGAUCAAUGACUACAUGGACCUGACUCCGGUGGACAUUGUCGGGAAGAGGUGCUACCAGUUCAUUCAUGCUGAAGACGUGGAGGGAAUCAGACAGUGUCACCUGGACUUGAUGAAUAAGGGUCAGUGUGUGACAAAGUACUACCGGUGGAUCCAGAAGAACGGGGGUUACAUCUGGAUCCAGUCCAGCGCCACCAUCGCCAUCAACGCCAAGAACGCCAAUGAGAAGAACGUCAUCUGGGUCAACUACGUCCUCAGUAAUCCAGAGUAUAAAGACACGCCCAUGGACAUCGCCCAGCUGCCCAACCUGCCCGAGAAAACAUCUGAGUCCUCCGAGACCUCCGACUCUGAGUCAGAGUCCAAAGAAAACUCUGACAAUGAGAACGCCAAGUCCGAGGGAAAGUCGGGCCACCAAUCAGAACGCAGCGAGGAUCCAGAGACAGACAGCAAGCGUCAGCAGCAACCGGGCCAACCACAUUGCUCCUCCGAACAGGAAAUGAAGCGCCAGGAAGAAGGAGACAGUUCGAGUAACCCCGAGAGCCAGGACAGUGACGACAGUCUGGAACCUUCAGAUGGAGAGGGAGAAGAACAGGAGGAGGCAACGGGGGGAGGAGGAGGAGGAGGAGGAGGAGGAGGAAGGCUUGGCAGGUUAGCAGGAUUGGGUGGGUUAGGGGGACUGGGCGCCAUCGGAGGACUGGGCAGUCUGGGAGGGUUACAUAUAAAAGUAGAGCACUACGGAGAAGGGGACGAAGUACAGCUUCAGAACUCGCAAACUUCUUCAUCAGAGGAAGAGGAAGAAGAGGAGGACGACGAUGACGAUGAGGAAGAGGACGGGGGGGUGCAAGAUUGCGACAGUGCCAAUGCCGGGAGCAAGCUCCAAAAGAGGCGGAAGAGGAGGAAAGUACAGAAAUGGGACGGAUCCCGGAGUAGGAGGCUCCGUCUCUCCUCAAACACACCUAGCCCCGUUUCCAUGGGCGAUACCACACAGCUGAUUGACCCCUCACAGGCCACAGGCUCCUCCCACCUUCUCGCCUCCACUGACUCGCCAAACAGUUCAGGUGCAACGUCGUCUGUCCUGAAAAUCAAGACGGAGAUGGCAGAACCGAUUAACUUUGACAACGACAGCAGCAUCUGGAACUUCCCACCCAACAGAGAGAUUUCCAGAAACGAGUCCCCGUACAGCAUGACCUCCAAGCCGUCCGCUCCGGGGAGCCACGAGACCUUCCCCUCACCCCAGGGAGGCUCUCUCCAGGUAGCCAUCCCCGAGUCCGUCCUCACCCCUCCUGGAACCGAGGGAGGAGCAGGAGGAGUGAGGAAGCCUCCUUACAAUGGAAGCUCUGCCCCAUCCUCUGCUUCCAGCGCUGCGAGUUUAGUUCCUCCGUCCAGCGCCUCCUCUGCCGACCCCCUGUCCCCUCCACUCUCCGCCUCCCCGCGGGACAAGCAACAAGGCACUCCCACCACCUCUUCUUCAUCCUCCUCCUCCUCCUCCUCGUCAACCUCUUCCUCCUCACUGCUGUACUCUGGCGACCUCGAGGCGCUACAGCGUCUGCAGGCCGGUAAUGUUGUGCUCCCGUUGGUGCACAGGGUCACGGGGACUCUGGCCUCCACCAACACGACAGCUCCCCGGGUCUACACCACCGGGACCAUCAGGUACGCACCGGCGGACGUCACCCUGGCUAUGGCGCAAGGCAACCUCCUCCCAAAUGCUGCCAUGAACUUUGUCGACAGCUCGGGGUUCGGCCUGGACCCUAAGACGCCCAUGGAGAUGCUCUACCACCACGUCCACAGGCUCAACAUGUCGGCGGCGGCAGCCGCCGGCCCUUUUGUCGGAUCUCCGGCUGCCACCGCCGGGAACGGCGCCCUGGGAGGCCAGAUGCCGACCGCGGCCAAUGUCUUCACCACAGCUGAGGGACUUUUCUCGACGCUACCGUUCCCGGUGUACAGCAACGGGAUCCACACCACGCAGACAACUCUGGAGAGGAAGGAGGAUUAACGCAAAACGUUCAAGACCGUAUUACUGUGUUUCUGGAAUCAAAGUAAAAGACUACUCACUAGUAAAAGAAGAAUGAAAGACUAUUUACUUGCUAUCUUUAAUCAACACAGCACUGUGUUUCCGAGAGGGGACAAAGGACAGGAAAGGAUGACAAAUGUACUCUAGCACUUUGAAUCUGAGCAACUGAGCUUGUGUAAUAGACAUGAAUGACCCUCAAACAUGUCCCCCUUUUCUAUCUUUUUUCUCUCUCCUCAUCCUCUUCUCCUCCUACUCUCUCUUCUUGCGAUCAGCAACCUUUUUUUUUUUCUCCUGAACAUAUGAACACACAAAAAAAAAUUCUUUACUGUAAAGAAUUCCUUUUUUGCCUACAGAGAAUUCAUAUCGCCUGAGGACUCCGCUGGAGCCUGACGGGGAUAAUUUUUAUUAUUUGACUCGUUUCUGUUGCAUCUUUAUGAAGAUGCUGAUUGUGUGUAUUUAAAGGAGGACGGUACAGGGAUUUGUAACGGACAGAAAACUCUACGUGGCGCUCCUCCGUACGUUCCUUGAUGUGAUCAAGGCUAAAGAACGUUUUUAAUCAGAGAAGAGGGAGCUCUCUUGCGCCCGACAAAAGGUCUCAGAGAUAAUAAUCUUUUGAAAAAAGGUUUUUGAGGACGUUUCUCGAUUGAGGGAAUAGUUUAGAGAAUUAAUGCUGGUUUUUUUUUGUUUGUUUUUUCCUUUUUUUUAUUAUAAAAUAUUGUAGCUCAGAUUUAACUUACGAAUCAAGCAUUAAGAAGAAAAAAAAAAAGCAAUUUCAGCCGGGUUAUGACCUGUGAAUUAUCGAAUGUUACUACUUCCUCUUUUAUCCCAGGAGUUUACCUACAGGUCUCGCACCAAACAUAACCUCCUCUGCAUCUCUUCCCAUCUCGAUCUCUCUUACCUUUCACUCUGUCUACCUGAUCUUUAAUCUUUCCGUCUACAUUUCUACCUGUCAAUCUACGAAUUCAUGGUGCUACCGACCGUCCAGUAACCCUGAUUCAGCUGGCUGAUGUGGGUGCUGUAAACGAACCCACAGCUCGUUGACAGACUGAUCGUGUUUUGUUUUUUUUUGUUUUGUUUUGGAGGGGGAACAGUUCUCAAAUGUUCUUUUGUUUGUGUUUUUUUUUUCUCAUCUGACCUUCAGGAAAGUCAGAAACACAGCGAGAACCUUAGAACCUCUAAAUCAGCAACACCAUCUCCAUGUUUCACCCUACAUGUCCCUCCUUCGAUUGUCUAAACGUUAGUCGCCACGAGGGACAGUUCUGCAGGCCAAAACAUGGAGCUGAUUGGUUGAAUUUGAGGCUAUAUAGUGUUUUUCUGUAUUUUCUAACGUAAUCACUUUUAAUUCUCAGUGAGACUGAGGCUAAUACUCUAGCAACGCUAACUUGAAAAAUGAAUGUUGAAAACCUCGACCGGCUCCUGUUUGAUCACUGUCUUGUUUUAUUUUGUACAGUUACUUUUGUAGUUUUUAUUUUUCCUCCUCCUCCUCUUCUUCUUCUUCCUAAACCAGAAUCACCUCCACAAGAUUUUACUGAACAAUCCACUCUCUUCCAUUUCAUCACCGGACCCUGUGAUUUAAAAAAAAAACAACAAAAAAAAACACAUAUCAACAAGGAGAUUGUAAUAAAGACAUGCAUUUUCAAUCAAUCAAUCUAUCAAACAAUCAAUUCAAUAACUAUGGAAAAAAAUAAGGAUAUACAUUUUUUUGAGGAAGAGAAAAAAAAAUCACAUUCCUUUAAAUAAUGUUGUCUUUGUCGUCGUUCUUCUGUUUUGUGUUUUUUCUUCCCCAGCCUCCGUUGCCAAAAAAAAAAAAAAAAAAAGUGUUACUCUCACAAGUUUGGUGUUUUUUAAAAGCACUGUGAUUCUCGUUCAUCUGUAUUUUUUUUUUUCUUCUACUUUUUUGGUAAAAAGAGAAAAAAAAAAGAUGAGAAUAAGUAAUAACUAAAACAGUAAAAAAAAACAAACAAACAAAAAAAAAACUGUCACAACAUCCAUCUUUUUAAAGUUGACAGCCCCGUCUUUACCAUCCUGUCAUCCUUAUUACCCAGUGUGAUUAAGCCGUAAAAACGUGUUACCGAUGUGUUUAGUGUCACUGGCUGUCAAAAAGUCUUUCAUGGCGACUUCUCUCUCUGUGUGUGUUGACUAUAUGCAGUAUAUACUGAGCUACUGUAGCUGUUUUUGUCCUUUGUCUUCUCUGUGCUCUCUCUAGUGUGGGGGGGAUGGGCGGGGCUUAGAGAGGGGGGGGAGGGGUCUAUGGGAUGAUUGACAUCCCAAAAAUGACAAACCCCCCCUUUCUCUGUUUCCCCCGUCUCUUUCUCUAUCUCCCUCUAUCUGCAGUCUUAGUGAAACCAGUGGAGGUUUGUGGAAUUUCGUGUUCGGUGGCCUUUGCAAGAAACAAAAAAACAUUUGUAGAGUCCACCUUUUUUUUCGCUGCUUCCUUUUUGUCUUUGUAAAACCCCUUUUUUUUUGUUUGUUUUUUUUGUUUGGUUUUCUAAUCCUCCUCUCUCCUUCCCUCUCUGCUAUUGCUUUUUGCUGUUGUGUAGUCUUAUACAAACCUCUUUAUCUUGCUGUCCUUUCUCUCAGAGAUGAAAAGAUUCUUUAACUAGCUCAAAGGUUUAUGGAGCCAUGUUUUUGCCGCCAAGGAAUUCUGGGAAACACAGUUUCCAGCUCUUGCAUAUACAAAGUACUAAUAAAUAUUUACAUUAUAUAGAAUUCAAUUAUGAUGAGGAAAAGCCUAAAGUAGCAUUUUAGUCCCGGACGAACCGUAAAGGCCUCAGUUGUGAAACAUUUCCCAGAGUCCCUUGGGGCUUCUUGUGUGCAUUGGGUGUAUUUCAUUGGUUCCCACCGAACUUGUUGACUUCCUGCGCAAACUUCUCUCACGGGACAAACAAAGUUACACAAGUGGUUCAAAGGGGGAGAACAAAAAAAAAAAAUAUCACAGUACUAUUUCAGGACACGUAAUAAACGGUUUUAAAGAUUUCUAAAGAAAUUAAAAGAAGAAAAAAAUAUUUCGCACUAUAAAUCUAUUUUUAUAGGUGUUUUGGAAAACUGAACUGCAUGUUUAGUAAGUUCGUCCGAUGCGUUUCACGUGAUCGAUCCCGAGUUGUUUUUUGUUUAUUUUUGGUCCAGCGGUUUUUGUGUUUUUCUUUUAAAGUCUGUCGAUCCCAAACGGGGACGCGAUGGAGGCCUGUUGGAAGAAUAAAGUCUGUAUUGUCAAACCGACCCGGGCCUCUGAUCUCCCCUUCACAUCAGGAAAAACAAUCUGUAGCGUCUGUGCUUUCUGUGAGGAAUCAAUGUCUUGUUACUGCGACUAACAUGUUAAACAACAACAACAACAAACAAACAAACAAACAAAGCAGAAUAUGAAACUUAACGAUGGAUUAAUUUAUUUUUGUGUUCAAUAAGGGGGAUGGGAUUUGGGUGGCUCAAUCUGUCGAUUGUUGGUGGGUCGUUUGUGGUGUCAUUUCAGGAGCAUUUUGUUUCCGCGCUCCUCUGGAUUUUAGCGUUUUCUACUUUUGCGUGAAAACAGGGGGGCGGGGCACAAACGAAUAGCAGGGCCCCAUUUGGUAAAGACGAGGGGGUUUGAUAGGGGUUGGGGGCACAUAACUCAGAUGAAACCAGGAAAUACACCCACAUGUAACAAAAACCAAACAGCCGGUCCAAGCUGUUUCAAUGUUUUUUCUGUGUUUUAUGUCGAAAAAUGAAAACUUUGCUGGUGAUUUUAAAAACGUAAAAACCUUAAUCACAGCUGCUGUCAAAAAUACAUAGUGUUUAAGAAUUACAAAUAUUGAAAAAUCACUUCAUUUACCUGUGAAGAAACUGUGUCUGUGUUUUUAACUAUUUCUUGUACAAUUAUACAGAUUCUUUUAUGAGGAACUUGGUGCCAAGUAGCUGAAAUACGGGAGAGAGGGAAUCUCUUAUUAUCAAUGUUAACAGUGUUAUUAAAUUCUAAAUACAAACAAAUUAAAAUAUUAAAAAAGAGAAAACUAUGGUACAUUUCUAUUUUUUUUGUUUUGAUUUUUUUUUUUUUUCCUCACAGAAGAGGAGAAAAAAAACCACAUGACUAACUGAUGCUAACUUUGAGUGCCUGGCUUAUUUUUUAUUAUUAUUUUCAAAAGACAUCUUUUUGAGUUCAUUUACCAUGAAUAAUGCUGCAAAUCUGAAAAUGUACAUACUUCAUUUUUAUAGCAGUUGUUCUUUUAUAAGUUUACUAGGUUCUCAUCCGUUCAGAGGAACAUGUCACAUACAUGGUUGUCUUUCUGUAACCCGGUUUUGACCAUCUUACAGGUGCCAUAUUCAUAAUAAAAAUUUCUCUCGAAUUUGUUACCA
Micropterus salmoides (largemouth bass) is the source of this 8557-nucleotide messenger RNA. RefSeq names its product neuronal PAS domain-containing protein 3. Bases 959 to 4213 code for a protein of 1084 amino acids. Gene Ontology annotation, biological process: regulation of transcription by RNA polymerase II. Gene Ontology annotation, molecular function: protein dimerization activity; DNA-binding transcription factor activity, RNA polymerase II-specific; RNA polymerase II transcription regulatory region sequence-specific DNA binding. Lineage: Eukaryota; Metazoa; Chordata; Actinopteri; Centrarchiformes; Centrarchidae. The transcript is spliced from 14 exons. The record is from RefSeq and is a predicted model, not a curated record.